GAUCAGAGCAAGCACGAUUCCUCUUUACAAAUAUCAGAAGAUAAAAAUGAAAAAGAAGGAGACAAACUGAUCAGAACAAUCCUCACUUCUCUCUCUCUCUCAUAUCUCUGAUGAAGGUUCCAAUUAAGCCCCAGCAGGAGUAGGUGGUGAGACUAUAAGAAGUGAUGUUCUGCUGGGCUAAGGAGAGGAUAUAUCCAGUGCCAGAAAAACAAACAGCAGAAAAGCGUUUCUCCUUCUCUUUUGUUUGGCUAUACCUAUAGCUUCGUAGCUGCUAUAAUAUCUAGCUAGCUUUCUCUCUGUCUCUUUAUCCCUCCCUUUGGUCGUCAUCAUCACCAUGGCUUCAUCAAACAGACACUGGCCAAGCAUGUUCAAGUCCAAGCCUGCUAAUUGCAGCACCCACCACCAAUGGCAGCAUGACAUCAACCCUUCUCUUGUCUCAAACGGCUGCCACCGACCCUCCUCCUACUCCUCAGUUGGAGGGUGUGAAGAACGCAGUCCGGAGCCAAAACCUAGAUGGAACCCGAAACCGGAGCAAAUUCGCAUCCUCGAAGCAAUCUUCAACUCCGGGAUGGUGAAUCCUCCGAGGGAUGAGAUCAGGAAGAUUAGGGUUCAGCUGCAAGAGUACGGUCAAGUCGGAGACGCCAAUGUGUUCUAUUGGUUCCAGAACCGAAAGUCAAGAAGCAAGCACAAGCUCCGCAACCUCCACAACUCAUCCAGGCAACAACAAACCCACCAUCACCACACCCAGCUUCCUAUCUCCACCCCCGUCUCUGCCGCCACCACUCUCAACAUCAUCAAUGCCGCCGCCCCUUCGUCCUCGUCCUCAUCCUCCUCCGAAAAGUCAUCCCCCAAAGCACCAAACAACAAGGCCUUCUCCAUGGGGUUCUCCACUCAUGAGGCUUCAGUCAACUCUCCAACUGCUUCUGUGAACCAAAGCACUAACCUUUUCCAGCCUCACCAUCCUCUCCACAACGAGGUCUUGCUCGAAUCUCCGUUCUUUUUUCCAGUGCAUCAGGCCAACAUUAAUCGUAAUUUGACACAAGGGUUCUGCUUCUCUGAGCUGGCUAAUGUGGUUAAUGUUCCACGUCAUGAGCAAACCAAUAAUAAUAAUAACAACAUUGGGCCUUGCACUAAUAUCCUGCUGAGUGAGAUCAUGAACCAUGGAGCAAUAUCAAGGAAAGAAUAUCACCACCAUCAGGAAGAUCAGAUCAAGGCCAUGGAGAAUGUGGAUCAUCAGCAACACCUCAAUUACAAUAUCGAUACCACAACUCCAACUACUGCUGCAGCUUCUACUACUCCUACUGUCGCUGUUCCAUCCCCCGUAAUCCACAAUGGUCGAGGCGGUGUUGGUGAAGCGGGUGCAAUGGCUCCGGGAGGUGUGGCGAAAUCAACGGUGUUCAUAAACGACGUCGCAUUCGAGGUGGGUGUGGGUCCCUUCAACGUGCGUGAGGCUUUCGGGGAUGACGCCGUUCUCAUUCACUCCUCUGGUCAGCCCGUUCUCACCAAUGAGUGGGGUCUCACCCUCCACUCUCUCCACCACGGUGGUUUCUAUUAUCUGAUAUAGAAGAGGUGGAAGCUAGCUAGAGGAGACGGGCUUUGGUUUCUGUGUGCCUUUUCUCUAUUUAUGUCUUCUUUAAUUUGUGCUAGAGUUUGCAAUAUUAUAAGCCAGGGCUUCAUCAAUUUAGGGUUAUUUCAGAGUUUGUGGACCUAUUUAUGUACUAUUAAUUUACUUGUUUCUGGUUAUAUAAAGGAUGAUAAUAUAUAUUUA
Molecule: messenger RNA, 1768 nt
Organism: Pyrus x bretschneideri (Chinese white pear)
Lineage: Eukaryota; Viridiplantae; Streptophyta; Magnoliopsida; Rosales; Rosaceae
Product: WUSCHEL-related homeobox 9
Exons: 5
Coding region: 335-1564 (409 amino acids)
Biological process (GO): regulation of developmental process
Molecular function (GO): DNA binding; DNA-binding transcription factor activity
Source: RefSeq, a predicted model, not a curated record